AUGAUUGGCUUCGCUGCUGGUUCUGGCUUCUUGCUCUUCGGUUACGACCAAGGCGUCAUGAGCGGCCUCUUGACACUUCCGAGUCUUGUACAAGUCUUCCCGCAAAUUGAUACGACUAGCUCGGAGACCUCCAAGGCGUUGCGAUCGGUCUUUACGAGAGCUUCUUCGUUUUCCUUAGGGCAGCUGAUCGCUGGUCGUAUCAUCACCGGUGUCGGUAACGGCAUGCAUAUGGCGACCAUCCCGAUGUGGCAAAGUGAGUGCUCGCCUCCCCACAAACGCGGCAUGCUGGUCAUGGUCGAAGGCCUUCUUAUUUCAGGCGGCAUUUGCUUGGCGUACUGGAUAGACUUUGCCUUCUUCUGGGUGGACCCUGUCUCCAGUCACACAACAUACGACCUUAAUGACUACCCGCAUCGUUCGGCAUCUUGGCGGGCCCCCAUCGCGUUCCAGGUCCUCCUCUGCCUCCCUACUUUGAUCACCAACCACAUGCCCGAAUCUCCGCGAUGGCUUAUGCUCAAGGAUCGUGAAGACGAAGGGCGGCGGGUCAUGGCUUCCCUUGACGAGCUGCCGCUGGACGAUCCCGAGAUCGAUUUCAAGAUGCAGGAGAUCCGGAAGUCCCUCGUCCUUGCACAGGGCGGCGGACUGAAGGAUAUUUUCAAGCAGGGCAAAGAGAAGAAUUUCCACCGCAUGGCCCUCGGGUUCGUCAAUCAGAUGUUCCAGCAAAUCUCCGGCAUCAACCUCAUCACAUAUUACGCCGCUACCAUCUAUGAAACAAAGAUUGGGAUGUCGCCGCUCAUUUCCCGCAUCGUCGCUGCAUGUAAUGGAACUGGGUCCUUCCUCGCUUCUUUCAUGGCCCUUUGGACCAUCGAGCGAUUUGGGCGCAGGAAGCUGAUGCUGAUCGGCGCGGCGGGUCAAUGCUUGUGCAUGAUCGUACUUGCUAUUUGCACCUCGCCCGCUGCACUCCAACCGGAGGGAGGCAAUCCACAAAAUCCAGCGGCCAACCACGGGCCUGCCUACGUGGCUGCCUUUAUCUUGUUCUUCGAGAGUUUCAACGCGCUCCGCGAACGGCAUCGGCGCGCAAUCGCUAACUGGAUCUUUAACUUCAUCAUCGUCGUCAUUACUCCCAUCCCCUUCGCCAACAUAUUCUAUAAGACCUACAUCAUCUUUGCCGUCAUCGACGCCGCGAUCACGGUGACGACCUACUACAUCUUCCCCGAAACCGCCACCCGGUCGCUGGAGGAGAUGUCAGAAAUCUUCGAGCACGCCAGCGUCUGGAACCCGUACGACGUUGUCCAGAUCGAAAGGCGGACGCCGCGCCGGUAUGACGCCGACGGCUGCCUUCUCGCCCGACGGGCUAGUUCCCCGUCGGACGAGGAGAGCUCGGCCCGGAGCUAUGAAGUGCGGGAGAAAACGAGGUCGUUGAAGGUUCUUGAACGAAGCGGUAGCCGCGACGGAACCGAAUCGUUCGACGCUUCGGAGACAACGUCGAACAUCUGA
Molecule: messenger RNA, 1494 nt
Organism: Punctularia strigosozonata HHB-11173 SS5
Lineage: Eukaryota; Fungi; Basidiomycota; Agaricomycetes; Corticiales; Punctulariaceae
Product: general substrate transporter
Exons: 6
Coding region: 1-1494 (497 amino acids)
Biological process (GO): transmembrane transport; carbohydrate transport
Cellular component (GO): membrane
Molecular function (GO): carbohydrate:proton symporter activity
Source: RefSeq, a predicted model, not a curated record